UAAAUUUUUUUUUUUUUAUUAUUCCUUUUUUUGGAAAGUGAACAAAAAUUUUUGUGUUUUAACUCUCAUAUGUAAACAUUCAAGUUAUUUGGUUUCUCAAAAAUUCCUACAGUAGUGUAUCAAAAUUAUUUGUGAAUAGUGAAAAACAAACCAUCCAACUAUGCGAGGGAUUCUGGGCUGGGUCCACGAAUCCUACGGUCGUACUAAUCGCAUGGCGCCGUAUCUUACACAGAUAUCGCGGUGCCUAAGCUAUCAUGCGCCAUUAUGUAGGGCCCCACUGCUUCGGGAUGUCCGGAGCAGCAGUAGUAGUAGCAGCAGUGGAAGGCAGCUGAAGAGGAGUAUCGGGACCAGCGUCAUGUAUCGACCGGGCCUGUUGCAGUCGCAGAUGCUGCAGACGCCAUCCACCCUACUGACCCCUCUGCCGAUUGUUCUGCGAGUCCAGCUCUAUUCACAGAAGCCCACGAACGUCUUUACCUUCAAUGCCCGGAUGAAUAUGCUGCGCAAGAGGAUUAGUUUCUCGGGCACACCCGCUGGCUCCGGUGAGUGCGAAGCGGACAAGCAGCGAAUAGUGCCUUGUGGCAUCAUAACCCCCGAGUGCAAGGAUGAUAAGCAUCUGAAAAUUGUCAUCGUGCCGCUGGAUCUUGCUGGCAUGGAUAGCGAAUCAUUGAAGACUACGCUGGAAUCGAUCAAUAUGUUGCGCAAAUACGCGAACGAGAUCGAUACGUUUGCGACCAGCAUGAUCGAUGAUUACCAUGCCAUGAAUACAGAAACAGCUGAGGCACAGCAAGAUGUUACUGCCGCUAGCCCCGCACCUGAACCUGCACUACCACCCACCGACGAACUGAAUUUCUGGGAAACCUACACAGCAGCACCGCUGAAUGCGGAAGUGGAUGCUGUGGCCCAGGCAAGUGCCUCUGAUAUUGCAUCCCAGAAGCUGCCGCAGGAGCAUCAACAGCAAGCAGCAACGACAGGCCUGAGCUCAGCAUCUACGGAGCCCAGUGGUAAUUUAUGCAAUGUGGAAUGGUCCCAGCCACCCAACAGCCCCUCCACCCCCAAUAUACCGCAAAUGCCAAACACCAGCCCAAGCGUUACACCAACAACUGUGCCGACACAACCUGCUGGUUUGCCGCUCGAGGAGCCAAAGGUGGCACCACAAAUCAAUGCCGCAGCAGAACAAGAAUCUGAGGAAAAGAAGCACCACGAGGUGAAUAUCAAUGUGCCCGCGAAUUUGGAGGCACGUCUGAACGAAAUGGCCAUUUCCUCCAUGAAAUUGUCGUUUGAGAUGGACAUGACCAACAUACGGGAUGCUUUGAUGAAACGCGAAUUCGAGUACGAAGAGAAGCAAGCGGAAGAAAGCCAAGACUCUACCUUCUCUAUGCAGACCAAAGUCGAGCUGGAUGGCGGUUAUAAGCCGGAAAAUACGUUGCCACUCUUGUUCAAUGCGCUGAUCACGGGCCAGGUGGACAUCGAUGCCGAGAAACUUCACCUGGAUCAGAUGUCAGAUUCGCAGGUGCCUGAGUUCCAUGACAACGUGACUUCUCUGGCCGCCAACAUUUGUAGCACGGCACUGCAAAAAGGUUUUCCCGCUGAUCUGAACCGUCAAAUGUUAUUAGGUCGUGCGAUCUCUUCCACCGAGAGCAGUGAUGAAGACAGGUGUGCCAAGGAGCAGUCUGACGAGAAGAAGGGCGAUGAGGAUCGCAGCAAAUACAUCAAGUGCGUUGGUACAGAAAAGAAAGGUUGUGUGUCACCAGGUAAUGCCCAUUUGCCCAAAUACGAACCAUCUGAAGAACAUACAAAGUGUGAUUCCUCCUCAAAUGUGGGCAAUGCCAUGCGUGUGUCUGCUCAGUCGAGAAUGGCUCUGAAGCGUAGCCAGGCGAUGAAGCACAUGAAAAACGAGCAAGCCAGGCCGAAGAAGAUAGACGAGGCCACCAUGCUUAGUGAUAAUUCCACCAUGAAAUAUGAUCCGAAGAGUCGAACGAUGGCCACCGCCGCCGUACCUCAGAUCUAUGAGACCGAGUUUGAAGGACCGCAAUUGCGAGACGGUUGCAAACAUCCCGUAAUUAAGCCCAAGAAGAAGUGCCCGGGAAAAUGUCCCCUGCUAGAUGAUCCGUGCAAAGAGGACCCUUGCAAGCGACCAGAUGAACAGAAGCCGAAGGACAAGCCACGCAAACGCAAGGCAGAAAAAACAGUUGAGAUAACAUGUAGUGACAAAAAGAGUGAUUGUGGCAAGGACAAAAAGAAGGAUCCAUGUGCCAAAAAGGACGACAAGAAAAAGAAGGAUCCCUGUGACAAAUUUAAGAAGAAAGACGAUAAGAAAAAGAAGGAUCCAUGUGCUAAAAAGGACGACAAGAAAAAGAAGGAUCCCUGUGACAAAUUUAAGAAGAAAGACGAUAAGAAAAAGAAGGAUCCAUGUGCCAAGAAAGACGACAAGAAAAAGAAAGAUCCUUGUGACAAAUUUAAGAAGAAGAAGGAGGACCCUUGUGCAAAGAAGAAGGAAGAUCCUUGCGCAAAGAAAAAAGAUGAUAAGAAAAAAGACCCCUGUGCCAAGAAAGACGAUAAGAAAAAGGAUCCUUGUGCCAAGAAAGAUGAUAAGAAAAAGAAGGAUCCUUGUGACAAAUUUAAGAAGAAGAAGGAGGACCCUUGUGCAAAGAAGAAGGAAGAUCCUUGCGCAAAGAAGAAAGAGGAUCCUUGCGCCAAGAAAAAAGAUGAUAAGAAAAAGAAGGACCCCUGUGCAAAAUUCAAGAAGGACAAGAAAAAAGAUGAUAAAUGUGGUGACAAAAAGAAGAAGGACCCCUGUGCCAAAUUCAAGAAGGACAAGAAAAAGGAUGAUAAAUGUGGCGACAAAAAGAAGAAGGAUCCCUGUGCUAAAUUCAAGAAGGACAAGAAAAAGGAUGAUAAAUGUGGUGACAAAAAGAAGAAGGAUCCCUGUGCCAAAUUCAAGAAGGACAAGAAAAAGGAUGAUAAAUGUGGAGACAAAAAGAAGAAGGAUCCCUGUGCCAAAUUCAAGAAGGACAAGAAAAAGGAUGAUAAAUGUGGAGACAAAAAGAAGAAGGAUCCCUGUGCCAAAUUCAAUAAGGACAAGAAGGAGGACCCCUGCAAAAAGAAAUACUCAACCUACGCUAGUCAUACCUUCAAAGCUGGAGUUAAUAAUUUAAAGCACCUGCGGGGCCCACGCUUCCCGGUUUACUCAACGCGUCUGCGUCGCCACUACGUGGACAUGGUCAGCAAGACCCCGCGUCGCCUGAGCUGCCACCUGGCAGAUCUGCGGAAAAUGGUGAAAAUGCAAAGACCUCGAUUUGUGGUUUACUCGACGCGAGUCCGCCGCCAAUACUCUAGCGAAAAGGAGAAGGACGAACUCGAUCCCACUGGUAAGUGCCGUGCCCUAGAACAGAAGCGCCCCCUGAGACGUGGCAAGGACAAGAAGGCGAGAUCAGAGCUGCGCACAGACUGUUUCGAGGACGACGAGUGUCCAAAGAGCUUCUGCAGUGGUGCCUGUGGACCAGUACCAAAGCGACGCAAGAAGUGCGAGCCCGUUAAGAAAACCAAGAACAAGAAGCGACAUGCCAAGAAGAAGGCAAAGAAGACCCAAUGGGACAAGAAGAAGGAACAAAUUUGCGGCAAACCCAAAAAGAAGUCGAAAAAGAACGACCAAGGCAGAGGGGAAAGAAAUAAGCUGCUAGGCGUGGAUCCAUCAGCAGUCUGCCAGAUCCAGAUACGGAGCUACAGCGAUUCCUGCCAGGAACACAAUCGCUGUAUGUCGAAGGCAUGCGCCUGCACAGAAGUGGAAAAAAAGGACGUUUCCGAAUGCACUCAGCUGAAAGAGGCAACUGAAGUUCUACGAAUACCGGAAUGCUAUAAAAUAUGCAAGGUUCAAGUGCCUAGGCCGUGCCCUAAGGAUUUCGAUGUGCUUAUACGCACCGGGUCUAUUGCUAUUUCCGGCUCUGACAUACAUGUCUAUGAGAAUGGCAACAAGGACGUCGAUGGAAUGUCUUUGGGCCACGAUGCCACCGGAUUCAUUGAGGAUGUGGGCAGAUGUGUCCACCACUUGCGUCGUGGUGAUCGCGUUGUAAUGGAAUCGGCACUCUCUUGUGGCAUUUGUGAGUUCUGCAAACAGGGUCUAUACAAUAUGUGCGGGGGCCUGAUCUACAAUGGGUUUAUGGCCACGCAUCAGGCCCAUCCGGCGGAUCUGUGCCAUCGUCUGCCCGACCAAAUUAGCAUGGAGGAGGGAGCACUCACGCAAACACUGGCCAUGGGCUGCCAAGCUUGUUUCAAGGCCAACAUAACGCCCCUCAGCAAUGUGCUAAUCAUUGGCUCCUGUCCCACAGCGGUGGCGGCAGCGAUGUGCUCUCAGGCCAUUGGAGCGAAACGUGUGGCCAUUGCUGGAACUGUGUGUUCCAUGCUAGACACUGUGAAGCAGGAUUUUGGGUUUGAGAGUGUGCAUUUCGAUUCGAACGCGCUCUUUGGUGAAGUAUUGGAAGCCAUCUACAGCAAGUUCAAGGAUUGGCCAAACUGUGUCAUCAAUUGUGCGAUAUCCGCAAUGACCAUGAACCUGGCCGUUAUGGCACUACAGCCUUGUGGAGUUUGUGUCCUCGCCGAAUGCGAAUCUGAGUGCGCAAGCUUUAAUGCACUGGACAUACUAAUGAAGAACAUACGACUCAUACCAAGCUUUCGCUCAACCAACAUGUUCCCCACUGCCCUACAACUCAUGAAGUCGGGUCGUGCCCCUAUGCACAAAUUCAUUGCCAAUACCUUUAAGUGGAUUGCGGCGGAGGAGGCAUUCAGAUGUGCCCAGCACGAGUCGAAUGUGGGACUACGAAAGAUUAUUAUAAACAGUGCGGAUGAGGGCGAUAUUGCGAAGUUGUACAAAACAAUGGGAAAAUGCUAAAUCCCCAAAGGAUUCGUUUUUUCUGUUGAGUUGGAUGGAAGUAGCCAAAUAUGCUGUGUACAAGACAAAUAAACGUUGAUAAAUAUUUUUAUAAAAAAA
Scaptodrosophila lebanonensis is the source of this 4984-nucleotide messenger RNA. RefSeq names its product titin homolog. Gene Ontology annotation, molecular function: L-iditol 2-dehydrogenase (NAD+) activity. Lineage: Eukaryota; Metazoa; Arthropoda; Insecta; Diptera; Drosophilidae. The transcript is spliced from 4 exons. The coding region runs from base 161 to 4885 and encodes 1574 amino acids. The record is from RefSeq and is a predicted model, not a curated record. Gene Ontology annotation, biological process: D-sorbitol catabolic process.